UCACUAUCUCUCUCUUUCUCUCCUUCCAUCCCGGAGUGCAUAAAAGCUUUGUUCCUAGUGUUGUUGAUGAUAUUAACUGUACUAAGGAAGUCUUAUUUCUUUUCAUUUCAUUGUCAACGCGGCAACGUACCUGAUACUUUAAGAAAACUGCUGUUCUGAUUUUACAAAUUUCCUUUUUCUCGUUCAUCAUCAACAUACGUUAAUAAUUAUUCACAAGAGUUGGAUUAUACGAAAGAAAAAAUACGAUAAACAAGAUAUAUAAGAAUUUCUUUCUACAGAUUACAAUUUUUGUGACAAGAGGAAGAUAAUCAACUAAGAAGUAAACAUAUCACACAUCAGUAAAUUGAUAUUUGAAAAUCUUCAUAAAUUUAACAUUUAUAAAAGUAUAAGUCAAUAAAUUAAUAUGACAGAUGUCAUUGAACAUGCAGGUUUUUCAAAGAAUUCAAUGUCAUUCAAACCUUCUGAAAAUACACAUGUAAUGUCAUCAGUACCACAACAAUUGUCCUUAGAGCCAGGAGUUGAUGAAGUUGAUAAUCCGGAUUAUCGAUUUGAAUUGGUUAGAUUACAGAGCUUUAAGAAUUGGCUUGUUACAUGUAUCGAACCGAAAAGACUUGCAACAGCUGGCUUUUAUUAUAUAGGCAAAGCUAAUACAGUGAGAUGCUUCGAAUGUCGAGCAGAAAUACAUCAAUGGGAACAAGAUGUUUGUAUACUAGAUCAACAUUUGCAAACGUGCCGUUUUGCCAGAAAUGUACCAUGCGGUAAUGUACCUAUCGAUGUAGAUACUAACACAGUGUCGGUAUCAAGAUCAAACACUCAAGAUGUUUGCGGAUUAAAUGAUACAACAUUUCAAAAUGAAUCUGUUCAAAGUGAAUGCGAUGCAAUAUCUUCUUUGGAAUUACAAUUUCCAAGUACUACUAAGUUAGCAUCUUUAGGACUUGAAAAGCCAAAGCCACCAGUACAUCCAGAAUAUAUAAGCUACGAUGCUAGACUACGUACUUUUGAUACAUGGCCUAAAUCAAUGCCACAGAAGAAAGAUCAUUUAGCGAAUGCUGGAUUUUUCUAUACAGGAAAAGGUGAUCAAACUUUAUGUUAUCAUUGUGGCGAAGGUUUAAAAGAUUGGGAACCUCAAGAUGAUCCAUGGGAACAACAUGCUAAAUGGUUCUCUAAAUGUUAUUAUCUACUAAUGGUGAAAGGUCAAGAAUUUGUGAAUAUGAUAAAGGAACGGGAGGAAACAUUGCAAAUGAGUCUACCAAUUUACGUUGAUAAGAUUCAAUCGUCUUCAACGGGACAGAUUUCAAAUGGCACAAAAUAUGAAAACUCUAAUAGCAAUUUUGAGAAUAAAGAUUCUGGGAAAUUAAAUUCUAGUGCAAGUUCCAGUGAAGAAAGCUCGAAAAUUUUACAUGGUACAAAGGCGAAUAAAUCCAUAGACAGUGCAAGAUUGUGUAAAAUCUGUUAUGAUUCGGAACUAGGCGUAGUAUUCUUACCCUGUAGACACAUGGUUACAUGCGUUAAAUGUGCACCUGCCAUGACAAUGUGUGCAGUUUGUCGACAACCGGUAAAAUUGACCCUAAGAGCUAUUCUUUCUUAAUCUAUAAUACUUGAAAAAAUCAUAACAACAAUAGCUCAGUUUUUAUUUGAAAAUUUCACAACACUUAAUACUUAUCAAUAUUUCUUUUUUUCUUUAUGCAUUCCAACAAAUAACAACACUGUGAAUAUGUGCAAAAAGAAAAUAAAUAGCAAUUUAAUUACACGGAUCUAACAGACACUCGUACUACUUCUUCAAAUAAUAUUAUCUUUCGUUUUAAUAAUGAAUAUAUUAUAAAUGUAAGAUGUAAAUAUGCAAAUGUAUGAUGAGUGUGUAUUACAGAACAUCAUGUGAUCUAACAUGAUAUGUUACAUUU
Molecule: messenger RNA, 1901 nt
Organism: Polistes canadensis
Lineage: Eukaryota; Metazoa; Arthropoda; Insecta; Hymenoptera; Vespidae
Product: death-associated inhibitor of apoptosis 1-like
Exons: 4
Coding region: 404-1588 (394 amino acids)
Biological process (GO): positive regulation of protein ubiquitination; regulation of cell cycle; negative regulation of apoptotic process
Cellular component (GO): nucleus; cytoplasm
Molecular function (GO): ubiquitin protein ligase activity; cysteine-type endopeptidase inhibitor activity involved in apoptotic process
Source: RefSeq, a predicted model, not a curated record